AUGAGCGCCGCUGGACCGCCCCAAGCCAAGGCAUUCUCCUGCAUUCGAUGCUUUGAGCGCAAAGUAAAAUGCGACAAGCAGAGCCCCUGCUCAAAUUGUGUCAAGUCAAAAGUUGAAUGUACAUUCCGCAUUCCACCAGCUCCUCGUCGCAGGAAGAAACGUACCCAAGAGGACCUUCUGCUGGCCCGACUCAAGAAAUGCGAAGAGCUCCUCAAGAGCAAGGGCAUUGAUAUUGACACCGAAGUCACAUCCACUGUUGCCUCCACGUCGACAAUCCUUGAAAGUCCUUCCAGCACACAACCUAUAAAUACCCCCCAACAACACAGCCCCAGCACAGAAAGCGUGAUCGCAAAGCAGCGCGAAAUCUUCGCUGCCUACCCGCCCGAACUCCAAAAAUCCGGUCAGUUGAUUGUGGAUCAAGGGAAAUCCCGCUUCAUUGAAAAUCCUCUCUGGGCAAGUCUCUCUGACGAGUUUCGGCAACCCAAUGAAGCUAUCGCCGAGUAUUCCGAAGACGAGGAUGAAAUAGGAUCUCCUCUUGAGGAGAGCACUGACUUUGUUCUCGGCUAUACCCCGUCUAGCAACCCAGUUCAACAUUUGCACCCCUCGCCAAGCAACAUCCUCAUCUUAUGGCAAAUCUUCCUUGACAACAUCAACCCAAUGUCCAAGCUGAUCCACCAACCAACCCUCCAUAAAACUCUGGUUCAAGCUUCCUCACAGCUGGAUAACCUGCCGCGAGGUCUGGAGGCACUGAUGUUCGCAAUCUAUAGCUCCGCUGUCUACUCGGUUGGCGAUGAUGAGUGUGAGAUGAAGCUCGGUGAACCUCGAAAGAUUCUACUCGCGAGAUAUCGCCAUGCGACUAGGAAAGCGCUUGCCAGAGCAAGGUUCUUGGCAACAUCGGAGCUGGUAGUUCUCCAGGCCUUCUUCCUUUACCUGUUGACCAUGCGCGAAGACUACGACUCCCGCACCACAUGGACCCUGGCCGGAGUGGCUAGUCGUGUUGCGCAGGGUAUGGGACUCCACCGAGAUGGAACGAGUCUUGGGGUCUCACCAUUUGAGACGGAAAUGCGCCGGCGCCUAUGGUGGCAGAUUACAACCUUGGAUUUUCGGUCAGCAGAACUCAGCGGGUCAGGUCGAUCGGGGGACUUCUCCAUGUCCGAUACCUUGGUACCGAGCAACGUCAACGACGAAGACAUUUACCCGGAUAUGAAGGAGCCACCAGUCCCGCACACACGGCCGACGGAGAUGGCGUCGUGCCUUUUGCGCUGCGAGCUAGGAAACUAUUGGAAGGAGAAGUUCAAGCAGAGAUCGAAUGUCGCCCUCGAGCAUCUCCGCAUUGACUCGCCCUUUACAAGUUACCUAGAGGAAAGAGAUGCCUUCAUCAACGAGCUGGAACAGCGACUAGAGGAGAAGUUUCUGAGAUACUGUGACCCUUCCAUUCCUAUACAAUUCAUGACUAUAAUAAUCGGCCGAGGGGCAAUCAACAGCAUGAGGCUCAUGGCUCACCAUCCCCGCAAAUGGACCAAGGGGGAAGACAUUCCAGCUGCAGAGCGAGAGUAUCUCUGGAAUGUCUCGAUGACGCUUCUCGAAGGCAUCAACCUGGCACAUUCAUCUAAGCAACUACGGAGGUUUAUGUGGCAUACCAGGGUGUUCUUCGUGUGGCAAGCCUUUAUCUACAUUCUCAAUGAGCUCAAGGAACGGACCAUCGGCGACGAAGUCGACAAGGCGUGGCAAGAGGUAGAGGAGGUAUACCGACAUCACCCCCACUUCGUUACAGAUUACAAGAAACCCCUGCAUGUCGCGGUAGGUAGUCUGUGUCUCAAAGCCUACAGGGCAAGGGAGGCCGCGCUGCGUGAAACCACCAAUGGCGUUUUCCCAAAGACAAUCCCCGAGUACAUCAAGCUUCUCCGUGAGCAGCGCGAGACUGGGCCGCUAAUGCGCGCGAAAACCACAGCAACAACCGCUGCCAACUCGUCGAGCGUGGCUGUCAAGACUGUCGACAACAUGGCGGUGGGAAUGGAGAGCAACGACCAAUAUUCGGCUGUGCCGGGGUGGGAAAACGAUCUCGUGACGGACCCGUCGAGCAGCAGCUACAACGCUCCGCAACUGGCCGCGAGCGGUCUUGUAGGUGGCGCGGGCGUCCCGCAUCAGCUUCCGCUCCCGGCAUUCCAGCCCAUUCCGACGCCCUUCGCGGGUGACGGCAUCAUGCUCGCGUCGGAACCAAAUUUUGCCCAUGAGCUGGACGUAGGUGAUAUGCCUAUGGACUGGGCACAAUGGGACAUUAUCAUGCAGGACUUUAGCGGCCAGAUGGGCCCGUAUCGAGGUUGA
Messenger RNA from Cladophialophora psammophila CBS 110553, 2325 nucleotides. RefSeq lists its product as uncharacterized. The record is from RefSeq and is a predicted model, not a curated record. Bases 1 to 2325 code for a protein of 774 amino acids. Gene Ontology annotation, biological process: regulation of DNA-templated transcription; DNA-templated transcription. Gene Ontology annotation, molecular function: zinc ion binding; DNA-binding transcription factor activity, RNA polymerase II-specific; DNA binding. Lineage: Eukaryota; Fungi; Ascomycota; Eurotiomycetes; Chaetothyriales; Herpotrichiellaceae. The transcript has 2 exons.